GGAUUGCAUGUCGACUGUCGAUUUUUUUUUGAUGAUGGUGUGUUUUGGUUAUAUUUGUUUUCAUUUUAAUUUUCAGCAAUAAAAUGCAACAAAAUAAUUAAUAGCUAGCCAAGUUUUGGAACUGUGAUCAAAGAAAUAAAGUCGUAUGUAGUGCAUCUAUACUUAACACCAUGGAUUUUGCUCGGAAACAGCUCGAAAAAUAUGGUUGGAGUGAAGGUAAAGGCUUAGGCAGAGAAGAAGAUGGAAUUUCCACCGCGCUCAAACCAAAACUCAAAUUUGACAAGGCAGGACUGGGCCAUAACAUUGGUGAUGAAUAUAAAAACAAUUGGUGGGAGAAGGUGUUUAAUAGUGCAGCCAACAACAUAGAUGUUGAAGCCAACAAUGAUGAAGUUAAAAUGAAACUAAAAUCAAAUGAACCAUUAGAAAUAUCCACAAGAGGAUAUUCUUCAAAGAAGAAAAAAGAUGGAAUGAAAUAUGGUUCAUUUAUGAAAGUUUCAAAAUUAACCCAAAAUGGAAUAGAACGUUAUGGCCUAUUAGAUGAAGACCCUGAACCUUCAAGUAGUACCAAGGCUGUUAAUAAUCCGUUUCUGCCCCUUACAGAUGAGGAACUUUUUGCUGCUUGUGGUGGCAGAACUGCCCAUAAAGGUGCUCGGCAUGGGAUAAAGCUCAGUGGAAAGCUAUCUAGAAUUGAGAAGCAAGAAAAGAUGCUGUUGAAAAAAAUGAGAAAGGUCUCGUUGUCCGAUGACAACGAAAAAGAAAAAGGAGUUGCAGAGAAAAAACUAAAAAAGCUAAAGAAGCAGAAAGGGCAGAACAGAGAGAAAUACACUCCCAUAAAAGAGGACAGCAUGGAGAGUGUGUGCUCAAAUGGCCUAAGGAUGAAGAAGAAACGAAAGAGUGUCUCAUUCAAUGAUACUGUGACUGUGACAAAGUAUGCUGUGGAUCCAGAUCCUGACACUAAUUUAGAAAGUGAAGCCUGCUCUACCAGGGAUGAAAACAUCAAUGACCAGAACUUGGAAGGGAUAGCCAGCGGAUCUGAUGAAGGUAUAGAACAAGACAUUGAGAACAACAACAACGAUCUGGAGGACAAUCACAGGAGUUUCGAAGUAGCACAGUUCAAAAUCAGCGAUCUUUCUAAAGCAGAGAGGAAGAAGCUAAAGAAAAAACGAAAGUUAGACUCAAGAAAAAAUACUCAGAGUGUAUCACUCUUACGAGAAUUAAACGAUGGCGAAUUUGAAGACGAUGAAAACGCCGUGGACAUGGACGAAAGAAUCAAGAUGAAAAAAAGGAAGUUUUUUGAUGAUUGCGAUUUUGAAGGUGGUGCUUUUUCCGUGACUGACUUUCCAGGAAGGUCCACUAAGCAGAAACUGAAGAAGAAGAGGAAGAAACAGAGGAAACUUGAAGAAAGGAUAAGCUCCAUUACAAGGUCAUUGGAUAACGUUUGCCGUAUAUCUGAAAGCGAAUGAAGGUUUUUCUGAAUCACCCCAGUAACAUUAGAGGUCGAUGGUUCUAGGUUUUGACCUUCGAAAUCGUUUUAUUAAGUUAAAAGUUUAUUUUUAUUUUAUUUUUCAAGAAUGAAUUGAUUAACAUAUUUAGGUGGAAUAUGCCUAUCAUUGAUCAUAGUCACUUGUUACAGAUGCAACUUUUAUUCUAUGUGCAAAGUAUGUGCUAUAGGAUAAAUGAGUAGCAAGUUAACCAAAUUGCUACUAAUCAUUGGUCUCCAGUGUUUAGGCAUCCGUUUCGACGGUGCCUAACUAUGGUCUGUGAAGUUAUUUUGUUUCAUGUUAUUGUUAGGUAUUUAGGCAGCUUCAAUGAUUAAUUAUUUUCAAAAGUUUUUAUAUCUAGUUUGAUACUAAUGUUGCUGUGUUGUGAUGGAAAACUGAGCCAAAAUAAUAUCCAUUGUAAGAUUAAAUAAAAUACGUUCUACUUGAGUUUGAUUUUUUCAUAUAAUUAAGAUAUAUGUAUAUCGUUUAAUAAAAAAUGUUUCUACUUACAAAA
Acanthoscelides obtectus is the source of this 1995-nucleotide messenger RNA. The record is from the annotation of a GenBank genome assembly. NCBI's taxonomy places the organism in Eukaryota, Metazoa, Arthropoda, Insecta, Coleoptera, Chrysomelidae.